Molecule: messenger RNA, 915 nt
Organism: Panicum virgatum (switchgrass)
Lineage: Eukaryota; Viridiplantae; Streptophyta; Magnoliopsida; Poales; Poaceae
Exons: 1
Coding region: 1-915 (304 amino acids)
Source: RefSeq, a predicted model, not a curated record
AUGAGGGAGCUGUCCUGCUUCGGCGACGGCUCCGUCUGCGUCGCGGCGGCCUCCGUCUCGGGCCGCGGCGCGCUCGACCGCUCGCUGCAGGCGGCGACCACGAGCGUGUACAGGGCCGUCCUGUCCUCGGGCAAGGAGAUGCUCGUCCGGGUCACGUGGACCCGCACCGGCACCGCCGCGGGAGCGGCCGGCGUCGCCGUCGCAUUCGACGACGGCGGCUCGGCGUCGUCGCCGGCGGGGAGCCGCCGCCAGGUGCUGCUGCAGAAGAAGCGGGGGAGCCGGACGCUGGUCACCGGCGCCGGCACGGCCGUCGGCGUGCACUGGGACACCGCGGAGGCCAGGUACCCCGCGGGCCCGUCCGCGUCCCCGGAGCCCGACGAGCGCGACUACGGCCUCGCCGUCGUGGCCGACGCCGAGCUCGCGCUCCUCCUCGGCGCGGGCGCCGCGGCGCGCGAGCUCUCCCGCCGCCUCAGCCUCGGCGCCGCCGUCCCGCGCAGCGCCGCGGCCCUCGUCAGCCGGCGCGAGCAGCUGCGGGGCGCGGCGGCGGCGCACGUCACGCGUUGCCGGUUCCGGGACGGCGGGGACGAGCACGAGGUGGCCGUGCACGCGUGCAGGGGCGGCGAUGGGUUGCUGCGGGUGAGCAUCGACGGGGAGAAGGUGGCGGAGGUGCGGCGGGUGGGGUGGGGCUUCCGGGGCAACCGCGCCGCCGUGCUGGCCGACGGCGAGGUGGUCGACGUCAUGUGGGACGUGCACGACUGGUGGUUCGGUGGCCGGGGCGGCGCCGGCGCGGGGGCGCAGUUCAUGGUCAAGGCAAGGGCGGAGAAGGAGGGCAGGCUGUGGAUGGCCGACGCAACGGCGGCGAGGGGCCAGUCGCCCGGUGGAUUCUUCUUGCACGUGCAGUGCUACCGCCGGUGA